CUCGAGGAGAGGAGGGCGCGCAGGGAUUGGGCGGCGCGCGCCUGGCGCGGUCCCUCCCCUGCCGCGGGCGUCACGUGACUCGGUGGCGGCUCCCGGCGCGGUGGACGCUGGAGGCCAAGAUGGCGGCGGAGCUGGUGGAGGCGAAAAACAUGGUGAUGAGUUUCCGAGUCUCAGAUCUUCAGAUGUUGCUGGGUUUUGUUGGCAGGAGUAAAAGCGGACUUAAACACGAACUAGUCACCAGAGCAUUGCAAUUGGUUCAAUUUGACUGCAGCCCUGAGGUUUUCAAGAAAAUUAAGGAGCUCUAUGAGACUCGCUAUGCCAAGAAGAGCUCUGAAGUCGCACACCCUCAGCCACAGCAGCACCGGUCUCCUGAGGCACUCUCCAUACAUUCAUCGUAUGACCGCGGGAGCACCGUUGCUCGGACUUCUAUCUCCACUACUAAUAUUGACUAUCCUGCACUCUAUGGGAAGUACCUUAACGGACUGGGAAGGUUGCCACCCAAAGUUGCAAAGCCUGAAGUUCGACUGGUGAAACUUCCCUUCUAUACAACCCUGGAUGAACUGCUGAAGCCAACAGAAUUAGUUCCACAGAAUAAUGAGAAGCUUCAGGAAAGUCCAUGCAUUUUUGCAUUAACACCAAGACAAGUGGAGUUGAUCAGAAAUUCCAGGGAGUUGCAACCCGGUGUGAAAUCGGUUCAGGUUGUGCUAAGAAUCUGUUACACAGACACUAGUUCUCCUCAGGAGGAUCAGUACCCUCCGAACAUUGCAGUGAAAGUGAAUCAUAGUUACUGCUCAGUGCCGGGCUACUAUCCAUCAAACAAACCUGGAGUGGAACCUAAAAGGCCCUGUCGUCCCAUCAACCUCACCCAUCUCAUGUACUUGUCUGCAGCGACGAACCGCAUCACCGUUACCUGGGGGAAUUACGGGAAGAGCUAUUCCGUGGGGCUGUACUUAGUGCGGCAGAUGACCUCAGCGGAGCUGCUGCAGAGGUUGAAAACCAUUGGGAUCAAACAUCCGGAACUCUGCAAAGCUCUUGUAAAAGAGAAGCUGCGCUUGGAUCCAGACAGUGAAAUUGCCACUACAGGUGUUCGUGUCUCUCUUAUCUGUCCGCUAGUGAAGAUGCGGCUGUCAGUCCCGUGCCGGGCGGAGACCUGUGCACAUCUGCAGUGCUUUGAUGCAGUCUUCUACCUACAGAUGAAUGAGAAAAAGCCCACAUGGAUGUGCCCUGUGUGUGACAAACCAGCACCCUAUGACCAGCUAAUAAUUGAUGGGCUGCUGUCAAAGAUCCUGACGGAAUGUGAAGAUGCAGAUGAAAUAGAGUACCUGGUGGAUGGCUCCUGGUGUCCCAUCAGAGCCGAGAAAGAGCGGAGCUGCAGCCCUCAGUGUCCAAUAUUAGUUCUAGGUUCCUCAGAUGUGAACGGGCUGUUGCCCACUCCGAACAGUAACGGUGAGAAUGGCAAGGCCACUGCAGAUGUUGUGGAUUUAACACUGGACAGCUCGUCAUCGGAAGAAGAGGAGGAGGAAGAUGAAGAAGAAGAUGAUGAUGAUGAGGGACCCCAACCAAAACGACGCUGCUCUUAUGAGAAAGGUUUAGUUUCUGCCUGCUGACUGCGGAAGCAGCUCUGAAUCUCAGAAUGGACAGACUUGAAUACUCUGGUGCUUAUUAAACUGGAGGAGGGGGAGAAUGUCCUCUCCCACCUCAUCUCCCUCCCUCCCUGAUCUCCUUUUGACUUUCCUAUUCCAAAUUAAUCAUUAAAACAAGAUAAAGAGGAAGAAGAAGAAAAAGAAGAAAAAAACCCACCAAACCACAAACGAGAAACAAACCAUUGAGCUGCUUCUUGGUUGGAAAACGACCCCACUCAAA
Falco peregrinus (peregrine falcon) is the source of this 1863-nucleotide messenger RNA. RefSeq names its product protein inhibitor of activated STAT 4 (gene PIAS4). Gene Ontology annotation, biological process: regulation of transcription by RNA polymerase II; protein sumoylation. Gene Ontology annotation, molecular function: transcription coregulator activity; zinc ion binding; SUMO ligase activity. Bases 120 to 1607 code for a protein of 495 amino acids. NCBI's taxonomy places the organism in Eukaryota, Metazoa, Chordata, Aves, Falconiformes, Falconidae. The transcript is spliced from 11 exons. The record is from RefSeq and is a predicted model, not a curated record.